Messenger RNA from Austrofundulus limnaeus, 3699 nucleotides. It is a transcript of the gene slc25a16, whose product is annotated as solute carrier family 25 member 16. Lineage: Eukaryota; Metazoa; Chordata; Actinopteri; Cyprinodontiformes; Rivulidae. The transcript is spliced from 10 exons. The record is from RefSeq and is a predicted model, not a curated record. Gene Ontology annotation, biological process: transmembrane transport. Bases 356 to 1297 code for a protein of 313 amino acids. Gene Ontology annotation, cellular component: mitochondrial inner membrane.
UUGCGUCAUCAUCAUGCGACCUGUUUUUCCGUUGUGGGCGAAGGACGCCGAUAUCAUCUAUUUUCUAGCCAUGUUUGCCUUUUUUGUAAAUUAUUUUCGUCAGUGACGCUCUUAUAGACUAGACAACAGCUUUUUUAAAUCUGUUGUUUUGUCUUUUUGACCCGCCAAAAACUACAUCUGGCGAUGAGAAAAACCAGGAGGUAGCAGCUCGACGAAAAUGAGGCUUUUUAUAUGUUAAACAUUUUUUUCCCCAUUCACAACCUUCCUCUGGUUUUGCUGUUUAUGCGCCUUUAACAGUUCACAUUAACUUCCAAGUUUAUCAGUCAUGGAUGUGGCAGCUUCCUGAACAGAGAAGAUGACAAUGGAGGCCACUGCCUCCACAACCCCUACUAACAAGAAUUUCUACUGGCUUCGCUCCUUUGUAGCUGGAGGUGUAGCAGGAUGUUGUGCCAAGACCACUAUCGCUCCUCUGGAUAGGGUCAAGAUUCUUCUUCAAGGCCAGAGCCCACAUUACAAACAUCUGGGAGUGUUUUCCACACUCACCGCUGUGCCAAAGAAAGAAGGUAUCCUGGGUUUGUACAAAGGGAACGGGGCAAUGAUGGUCAGGAUAUUCCCUUAUGGAGCCAUUCAGUUCAUGGCCUUUGACAGAUAUAAAAAGUUGCUGAAUACACAACUUGGGAUCUCUGGACACAUCCACCGCCUCAUGGCAGGAUCUAUGGCAGGGAUGACUGCGGUGAUCUGCACCUACCCUCUGGAUGUGAUCCGAGCCAGACUGGCCUUCCAGGUAACAGGAGAUCAUCGCUACUCUGGAAUUAUUGAUGUCUUCCGCUCCAUCUCUCACAAGGAAGGAAUGAAAGGCUUUUACAGAGGACUCACUCCUACACUUAUUGGAAUGGCGCCUUAUGCAGGUCUCUCAUUCUUCACCUUCGGCACCCUGAAGAGCCUUGGCUUGAAGCAUUUCCCGGAGCGUCUGGGACGUCCCUCGUCAGACAACCCUGACAUCCUUGUCCUGAAACCCCACAUCAACCUUCUCUGUGGAGGGGUUGCUGGUGCCUUUGCUCAGACUGUCUCUUAUCCUUUAGAUGUGGCCAGGAGAAGAAUGCAGCUAGGCACCGCGCUUCCUGAUUCAGAUAAAUGUGGCUCGCCUAUCAAGACUCUGAAGUACGUGUAUCAGCAGUACGGGGUCAAGAGGGGACUGUACCGAGGCCUUACUCUCAACUACAUCCGCUGCAUCCCAUCCCAGGCCAUGGCCUUCACCACCUACGAGUUCAUGAAGCAGGUCCUCUACCUGAACUAGUCUCCUCCUGGACUGCGAUCGACGUAGCGAUCAACUGCAGCGUUAAGCUGGUACGUCUUAUGAUCCUCUUCAGUUCCCUGAAGGCACCGCAGGAAGUCACUUACUGCCGAAGGAAAGAAAACGUGGGAUUUUUCUCUGUUCAUCCUGUUUUAUUUUCUCAGUAUUUUUUUAACGUAUCACCACAGAAGAGAUUUGUUUGUAAAUGAUCUGUUUUUCUAGCAAGACAAUCCUCAUCUGAGCCGAAUCUCAGCAACUCACACGACAACAAAUAGAUCAUUUAUUUCUAGUUAAGGUGAGUUUAAGUUUAAAGUGAUCAAAAUAGAGCGUGAAAAAUUCAACUUGAAGGGGAUAUUUCUCACUUUAUAUGAGGUUGCUCAGUUAAUCUACAUAUUUUUUUAAACAAUUUGUUAGAGUCUAACUAUUGCUGAUUGGUGGCUGAAUGUGAGUGAUUGCCUUAUUUUUUUGGUUUGUUUGUUUUACACAUUAAGUCUUGGUUUUUAGCAUUUAUACUCAAAACAAAUCUUAAAUCUGACUUCUUUAGGAUGAAGUGACCUCUGUACCACAUUGUUUUAGUUCAUGACAGCCUUUAAUUUAUCUGCUCUUAAAAAUAAUAUUUGUACUGUUUUAGUUUUCAAAUAAGACAAAUCAUGAGCGCUUUAUGUUGUUAUUGUAGACUUUAUUGUACAUCCCUAAAGUUUUAACAUAUCGUAGAUAUAAGUUGACAUGUCUGGAGGGAUGAGUUUACCAGAGGGAACUCAGGUGUAAUUUGCACUGUUAUUUGUCAGCAUGUUGCCACUAGGUGGCAGUAUUUAUACAGAAUAAUAAUGUUUAGCCAGAGCUGCACACAUGAGCUGGACAAAUUGAACACAGCUCUUCUCAAAUCUGUCAGAAUGUGAUUUCUUUUGUCUUUUUUAAUUUUGCAUUUUCAAAGCAGGUUUUCAGAUUAAAAGUCAUUUAUGCAGUUUUUGUAGCACAGUUUAGAUAACACAUUACCUGGUUACUUCAGCUCCUUUUUUUUUUUUUUUAGCUUUUUCUAAACAUUUUUCCCAGGAAACAAACAUUAGGUCAUCAACAUGAGGUCAAAAUCUGAUUUAGUUGAUCUGGUGGUCUACUCAGAUUUAAGGUGAAUAUAAAUGUGGAGCAUUGGUGAAAAGCAGAAGUCUAAAAAAAACAGGAUUUCAAAACUUGUUUUUUGUCUUGUGAAAUCAAACGAAGCUGCCUUUAAUCCUUAUCUCUUUCGAACGUUCACCAGAGAGGGAUUGUUUCCCUCCCUCAUUUUCUAAAUUCUUCUCAUUUGAAUGUCUCAAAAUAGAUUUCACACAAAACAAAGACAGAAAAUAAGCAUACAAACAAAUUUGCCCCACAAUAUAGUUCAUUGUUUUAAUUUGAUCUCACAUUAAACUAAAAUUCCUGAACAUCAAAGCAGAUCUUAAAGGUUAGUGCUCAUGCUGAAAUGUACAUUUAUUUAAUAAAAAAUGUGACUUUUGUACUGGUAAACAUCAAGUUGGACAUAGCUGUAAUAAAAUUGUACAAUCAUGCAAAUAACACCCUCAGACUACUGAACAGUCUUGUUUUUUGUUUUUGGCAGAGGAAUUGUUUGACUUACAAUAUGUGACCGUCUUGUUUAAAAUAGCUGUUGAACCAAAAUUAAUUUAAUAAUAAUAACGUAAAAAAUAAUUUAAAGCGCUUUUAGAUGUUUUAGUUUAUUACAAUAAAUAAUUUAUUUUACUGUUUUAUUUUGAAAGUGAGAGUUUAGUCAUCUAAUUUGGCAACAUUAUUUCGUAACACUGUGCUUUGUAUCUGCUGACAUUUAUCUGCUGUGCUGCUUUGUUCAGAUGCUCUCAGAAUUAAUUUUUGUCCAUAAAAGCUCUGCUCUUCCUGCUGACUGUAAACAAAUAUAUACGAGUAAUCAGAUACUUAGGUAUAAAUGUACGUAUUUGCCAUAUCGUGGUACAAUUUGAUCAGCAAUUGAAAGCAGAUAAACUGGUUUAAAAAAAUUUUUUUGGUUUACGUUUUAUGCUGUUUAUCAGCACUGUCUGAAUUAAACUUUGUGUACCAAGCUGUGUUUUUUAAUUUUUAGACUUAAAAAAAUACAAAUAUAAAUAUAUAUAUGUAUUUAUUGAGUUUCAGGCUUACGAAAGACCCCUGUUUAUGUCAAAGUUUCGGUUUUAUUUAGGAAACCACAGAAGGGCUCUCUGAUGUAUUUGCAUUGAUUUGACUAAAACUGGAGUACACUGCCUGCUGUUGUUCGAUGUCACACGCUAAUUUGGUUUGGAAAUGAAAUGUGUGCAUGUGUGUGAACUUUUCUCCCCCCCUCCAGUCAUAAGCUAAAUGCAGAUAAAGAGUGUCUGCAUGUUUGUUUUUGGUUGCAGAAAAAAAGAAAUGAAACUGAUCUGAAAUAA